This is a messenger RNA of Papaver somniferum (opium poppy), 657 nucleotides long. Its product is annotated as probable E3 ubiquitin-protein ligase LUL4. The record is from RefSeq and is a predicted model, not a curated record. The transcript has a single exon. NCBI's taxonomy places the organism in Eukaryota, Viridiplantae, Streptophyta, Magnoliopsida, Ranunculales, Papaveraceae. Bases 1 to 657 code for a protein of 218 amino acids.
AUGAACGAUUCACAAAGCGGAGGAGGAAGAUGGAAAUUUCUAAAAGGAAAGCUUGGAUUAAAAUCGAUGACAUGCUGUAGUGGUGGAAUAUGGGGUUUAGGAGCAGCAUCAUCAAACAUGAGAGUCAGAGAAGAGGAAGAAGAUGAUUUAGAAAUGCAAUUAACGGAACAUGUAAUUGAUGUGGGUCCUACUAAUGGUACAAGUACAACCACCGGUGGUAGAGAUUGUGUUCCUCGUUCAGCAUCUGGUAUCAAUUUGGCCAUGGCAUUAGCAGCCGAAAGACAUUAUAGAGCAGCACAAGAAUCUGAAGUGGGUCCUACUAGUAGUAGUAGUAGAAGUACAUCAAAUAAUGCUAUAACAACUGGUACACCGAUGAGAGUAUCACUAAUGAGAUUGCUUGAAGAAGGGGAUGGUAUAGAUUUUGAUGAGGAUGAUGACUUUGAUGAUGAAGAUGAAGAAACGGAGAAAGGGAAUGAUAAAAAAGGAGGAUUGGGCAGUGAUGUUAUGUGUUGCGUGUGUAUGAGAAGGAAAAAAGGUGCGGCUUUUAUACCAUGUGGCCAUACAUUUUGUCGUGUUUGUUCCAGAGAGCUCUGGUUAAAUCGAGGUUCUUGUCCACUUUGUAACCGUUCGAUUCUUGAGAUUCUUGAUAUCUUCUAA